AUGAUACCGUGGGACGUAAUAAAUCUACAAGAUUCUGUUGACGACCGACUAGCCGCCUUUAACGCUUUGUUCCUGACAUGCUUAGAUAAACACGCCCCCGAGAAAGUCAUUAAACUUAAAUAUAACCCAAAACCAUUCAUCAAUAGGGAGUUAAGGUCGUCAAUACGAAACAAAUCCCAAAUUUGUCAAAUAGCAAGAGCUACUGGGACAUUAGAGAAUUGGAAUGCUUUUAAAUCAUUAAAACGGAGGAUCAAAUGUGCCAUCAGACAAGCGGAAACAGAUUAUUUCAAUAAAGAAAUUCUCUCUAAUAAAAAUUGCCGCGGUGCAAUUUGGAAAACAAUCCGUCGUGCAAUACCAAAAUCACCUAGCCAGCAGUUGACCUAUAUCAAAGAUACAGUAUCCUUAUCUAAUCAAUUUAAUGUAUUUUUUACAUCCGUUGGGCAACAAGCUGCUACAUCUUCAAGAAAGCUUGCUGUAGAACAUGGGCUACAAGUAUCAGAAUCAGUUCUCCCCGUGCGAUAUCCUGAAGAUGAGUUAUUUUAUUUCAGACCAGUAACAUGUGAGGAGAUAAAUAAAGUUAUCCUGUCAAUGCCCAACAACAAAGCACCGGGAUAUGAUAAAGUCCCAGUUAAAGUAAUUAAGAACUGUCUCCCUGAAAUUUCGGAUACUGUCACCACGCUGAUAAAUCUAUCCUUCGAGAGUAGCACAUUUCCACGUGAAUGGAAAAAGCGGUAG
Paramuricea clavata is the source of this 735-nucleotide messenger RNA. The record is from the annotation of a GenBank genome assembly. NCBI's taxonomy places the organism in Eukaryota, Metazoa, Cnidaria, Anthozoa, Malacalcyonacea, Plexauridae.